AUGUUUCCUUCAUCCGGUUUCUCUUUCACACCAUCGGGGCUGUUCUCAGCGUACGCAUCCCUAACAGGCUUCUCCAUGCUCGUUAGGUCAAUACUCCAAGAUUUCGUGCCGGAGAAACUACGGUUGUACUUGUACGGCUUAUUCGAGCGGUUUAUCACUCCGGAGUCGAAGGAUCUCACGGUGGUCAUCGACGAUAAAUUCGGAGUGAACAGGAACCAAGUGUACGACGCGGCUGAGACGUACCUCCGCAACAAGAUCGGACCCGAAACGAAGCGUAUACGCGUGGGGAAAACCCCAAAGGAGAAGCAUUUCACCGUCUCAGUCGAGAAAGGAGAGGAGAUCAUCGACUCAUACGAAAACUUUGAGGUGAAAUGGAUCUACGUUCAGACGGAGAACGAGAGAGGUAACAAAGAGAAACGUUACUACGAGCUAACGUUCGACAAGAAGCUGAAGGACAAAGUCAUGGGCUCUUAUUUGAGCCACGUCGUUGCUGCAUCGGAAGAAAUCAAGAGGAGCCUUAGAGUGGUCAAGCUAUAUAGUCAAGAUGUGUACGGGAGCGACGACGAAGAUGGAUGUGCUGGUGGGAACUGGGGAUGUGUCAGGCUUGAACAUCCUUCGACGUUCGAUACCUUGGCGAUGAAUCCAGAUGCCAAGAAGAUCAUCAUCGAUGAUUUAGAGAGGUUUCUUAUGAGGAGAGAGUUUUAUAAGAGAGUUGGUAAAGCUUGGAAACGAGGUUACUUGUUGUAUGGGCCUCCAGGGACUGGUAAAUCUAGCUUGAUCGCUGCUAUGGCUAAUUACCUCAAAUUUGAUAUCUUCGAUAUUGAGCUUAGUAGUAUUGCUGACAAUGGUGACUUGAAGAGGGUUUUGUUGUCCACCACGAGUCGUUCCAUUUUGGUGAUUGAGGAUAUUGAUUGUAGUACUACUGAGGUGAAAGACAGGGAAGUUGAGGAUCAAGAAGACAUAAGAACUAACUCAAAGGUGACAUUGUCAGGGAUUUUGAAUUUCAUUGAUGGGUUAUGGUCAAGUUAUGGAGAUGAGAGGAUCUUCGUGUUCACGACAAACCACAAAGAACGGCUUGAUCCUGCAUUGCUACGUCCUGGAAGAAUGGAUAUGCAUAUCCAUAUGUCUUUCUGUACAGGCAUAGCAUUUAGGACAUUGGUCUCCAACUACCUUGGUCUUGAUGGCUUGAACCAUCCUCUCUGUGAGGAUAUCGAGAGGUUGAUUGAUUCUACAGAGGUUACUCCGGCUGAGUUAGCUGAAGAGCUGAUGCAUGACGAAGAUACUGAGGUUGUUCUUCGUGGAUUAGUUAGCUUUUUGGAGAAGAGGAGGUCGAGAGAAACAUUGCAAAGGAGGAAGUUGGCGAUGACGAAAAACAUAGUGGUUCUAUGA
Messenger RNA from Microthlaspi erraticum, 1389 nucleotides. NCBI's taxonomy places the organism in Eukaryota, Viridiplantae, Streptophyta, Magnoliopsida, Brassicales, Brassicaceae. The record is from the annotation of a GenBank genome assembly.